This is a messenger RNA of Entrophospora sp. SA101, 249 nucleotides long. Lineage: Eukaryota; Fungi; Glomeromycota; Glomeromycetes; Entrophosporales; Entrophosporaceae. The record is from the annotation of a GenBank genome assembly.
AAAAAAGUUUGGGUCCAAGAUUUGAAUGACCGAGUCAUCACAGCCGAGAAAAUUAAUGCUCAGUUGACCAGUUCGGUUAGAGCACUUAAAGAUGAGUUAAUGUCUUUACAAGAUCAAGUCAUGGCUCAUAUAAAUUGUACAAAUUGCAAUCUUGUUCAAAAUUAUUUAGAUCAUUGUGCUCGGUUCAGACCUCUUCAACAAACAUCGCUAUCACAAUUCCAAACAACAUCGCCAUCAUUGUCACCAUAA